AUGCUCCCCUUUCGCAAGUCUCAUCCUCGACAGGCCACAGCGGCGCUACUGCUACUCAUGCUGGCCUCGCUCAUCCCGAUGCUUGCCCUUGGCCGGCCGAUGGAGACCGAACCGCUCAUCGGCUCGGACCCAGCCUUACUCGAAGCCUUGUUCCGGGCCCUAGACCAGGAAGAGGCAGAGUCGUCGUCCUUUGCUGGGUUCGAGCGGCCCCAGGUCGACACGGCGGUCCCAACUGUUGCACAAGAUACCGCCCCACCUGUUGCCCAUCCCUGGCCCUUGUCCGCUCUUCGAAAGGAGGACAGCUUCGACUCCGUCCCCGCCUACACCCAUCCGAGUUUGUUCACUGCCGCCAGACAUGUGUUCCUGCUUGACGACCUCGAAAAAGCCAGCCCCGAAGAGCGCGAACUCGUCUUGCAGAAACUCGUGGACGACCUCCGUCAGAGAGGCUUGCUGAUCUACAACGUCGACCGCUGCUUCUGGGCCGACCCCCCGUAUGGUCUAAUUCCCUUUCGCUACUGGAAGACGGGAAGCAGGAUCAAGCGCCACAUCGACUUUGUCAAGCGCAUGCGCUACAUGACCGCCUUUCGGCCGUCCCAGCAGCCUCCCGCCAAGGACUUCAUCGUCAACAGCUUCCUGAUUCAUUUCCUUGCCGACCAUGAGCGCAGCAACGGCAUCUUCAAGGCUUACUAUGUCAUCGCCGUACCGCUGCAGGAGCUGCUCAAGCCCAAGAACACCAUCGGACAUCCAAGCCUCGCGCUUCGGGUCAAGGAGGUCGGCGAGCUCAUGGUGCCUCUUGAGCAAAGGCCAAGGCCCUCGAAGCGCAAGAGCGGGACCACCAGUCUCGUGCAGCCUUCGUGA
Pseudozyma flocculosa PF-1 is the source of this 858-nucleotide messenger RNA. RefSeq lists its product as uncharacterized. NCBI's taxonomy places the organism in Eukaryota, Fungi, Basidiomycota, Ustilaginomycetes, Ustilaginales, Ustilaginaceae. The record is from RefSeq and is a predicted model, not a curated record. The coding region runs from base 1 to 858 and encodes 285 amino acids. The transcript has a single exon.